This is a messenger RNA of Leptopilina heterotoma, 991 nucleotides long. RefSeq lists its product as uncharacterized. The record is from RefSeq and is a predicted model, not a curated record. The transcript has 4 exons. Lineage: Eukaryota; Metazoa; Arthropoda; Insecta; Hymenoptera; Figitidae. The coding region runs from base 248 to 841 and encodes 197 amino acids.
AGCACGCGCGCAAUUUCAAUGAGUAGUAAUUAAUCUAAUUUUAAGAAUUGAUAACGCAAUAAUAAAAUAUUGUUAAUAGAAUGCAUAUAUCUAUAUGUAUCUAUAAAUAUUCGUGUGGGUGAGAUUGUGACAACACUAAGGUGCAGGUGGUGUUUAAUAAUCCAGUAAUUAUAUUGCUCAUAUUUACUCGAAACUAAUAAGAAGAGAGAAAUCCCACAAGUUUGAUACUUUAUAUAUUGCCAACAAGAUGAAAUCAUUCGUUUGUUGCCUAUGCCUUGUGGCGUCACUAAAAACAAUUUCAGCAUUAACGAAACCAUUGAGUUUAACCAAUAAUGAAGGGGAAUUUAAUAAUUGGGAGGAAGUUUCUUCAAAUGAAAAUUUAUCCGAUAAUUCACAAAUUGAUUAUUUUGCUAAUGAUAAUACCAAAUCAUACACGCAAACAAGCGAUGCCGAUCUUCAAGAAUUAUCAAGAAUUUUAGAAACAUUAUUAGAACAAACAGGUCCCUGGAAAGCACCUCUUGUUGUUUUUGAAGUACCAUCACAACAAAUUGUCGAUGAUUCUGAAUCAAAAAAUAUUGAGGUAGAUGAACAUGAUCUUAAAAAAAGAUCAAGAUAUUAUCGUCGUUAUCCAUGGAAGAGACGAAAUUCCAGUAGUUACGAUUACAGAGAAGAGCAAUAUUUAUGUAUGCCAUCAAGAAAAGAAGUUCUCAAAUUAUUAGUCGCUCUACAUGGGACACGAGGACAUGAAGAAUUUUUAAGAACAGAUGUUGACUUUUGUAAACGACACAAACCCGGAGGUUCAGUUUUCACUAAUAUUCGAUUUUUGGGUCGUCGAAAAUAAAUUACCAAUUAUUAUUACCACUAAUUAUACAACGAUUGGCAAUAUUUUAAUUUUCAAUUGAUAAUUAACUGAUUUUUUAAUCAGUGCCAUUCAAGUUUUAAUUUUAUUCCUAUUAUUAUCAUUAAUAUUGUUAUUAUUAUUACUAUUUUU